Haliotis rubra (blacklip abalone) is the source of this 1499-nucleotide messenger RNA. RefSeq names its product secretory carrier-associated membrane protein 1-like. Gene Ontology annotation, cellular component: recycling endosome membrane; trans-Golgi network membrane. The record is from RefSeq and is a predicted model, not a curated record. The transcript is spliced from 9 exons. NCBI's taxonomy places the organism in Eukaryota, Metazoa, Mollusca, Gastropoda, Lepetellida, Haliotidae. Gene Ontology annotation, biological process: protein transport. Bases 157 to 1215 code for a protein of 352 amino acids.
UGCGCAUGCGCCGAAAGUAAUCUGCCAUAUUACAGGAACACCUCACAAAAUAUUGGCAGAUUUGUCUAAACACCUGUGGUAAAUGAGAAGAAAUACCGGAUUAGAUUUGUGGGGUCGAUAGCAGAUUGAUAUAAGUUGUCACCGAACUGAAACAAAAUGUCUGGCUUCGACAGCAACCCGUUUGCAGAUCCUGAAGCGGCCAACCCCUUCUCAGACCCAUCUGUCCAGCAGGCUGCAGGGUCAGGACAAGGGGGUGGACAGAAAGCUGGGGGGCUCGACGACUACAACCCUUUUGCCGAGGGCAACCAAACCAGACCAGCAUCAGGGUCUAAUGCCUCUACCACCCCACUGGUGCCACCUCCUCAACCUGCUCAAACUCAGCCGGCCAUCAUGACCCCAUCAGAAGAGCCCCCACCGCCCUACACACAAUCUGCUGCCCAGAAGAUAGACACAAGUGAACUUCAGAGGAGGCAAGAGGAAUUAGAAAAGAAAGCUGCUGAGCUUCAGAGGAAAGAACAAGAAAUGAAAAACAUGCAGUUCAAAGACCGUCAGAACAACUGGCCACCUCUGCCAAGCUGGUUCCCUUUGGGCCCUUGCUUCUACCAGGACUUCAGUGUAGAUAUUCCAUUAGACUUUCAGAGGAUUGUCAAGUUUGUCUAUUACCUCUGGAUGUUCCAUGUAUUUGUGUUGUUCCUGAAUGUGUUGGCAAGUUUGGCUUACUUCAUCGUGGACUCAAAUGGAGGCACUACAUUUGGCCUGGCCAUUUUAUGGUUCGUCGUCUUUUCCCCCUGUUCUUUCAUCUGUUGGUACAGACCACUCUACAAAGCUUUCAGGAGUGACAGCUCAUUCAAUUUCUUUGUAUUUUUUUUUGUAUUUUUCUUCCAAUUCUGUGUGUAUGUCAUUCAGUGCUUGGGCAUCACAAACUUCACAGUUGGCAUCAUCACAGGUCUCUCGACAGUCCGCAACAGUAUUGCUGCCGGGCUCAUCAUGAUAUUUAUUGGCAUCUUUUUUGGCCUGUUGGCCAUUAUAAGCUUUGCCACACUUGUAAAGGUGCAUAGGAUCUAUCGCAGCACUGGAGCCAGUUUCCAGAAGGCCCAGCAGGAAUUUGCGACAGGUGUCAUGCGCAAUGAAGCCGUACAGAACGCUGCCGCAAAUGCCGCUUCUGGGGCUGCUCGUGGUGCUGCUCAGCAAUAUGGGUCUGGAAACCGAUAUUGAGCAACGCAUCACUAAGGAAUACUCUCGUCCAACAUCAGAAAUGUGCAGUGAGAAUUCUGUUUCUGGGUGAGACAGAAAUCUCCAUACCCUGGAGCUACCUUGGAGAAUGUGAAAGUUCACACUAAGGAUCAAUGUAAUGGAUUUUGUCAAUCUUCUAAUAGGACAACUUCCCAAAACAGUUGAUGUUAUUUGUUAUAUUUUAAUUUAUUCCCCUGUCACUUCAGAACAGUGUAGAACUCCACAUGAGGGGAAAUGGUAGAACUGUUUGUGGACAUCUCGGCAAA